AUGCAACCAAGUGGGUAUGGGAUGAAUUACGAAAAAACUCUGCAUCAUUGUGCUCCUGGGUAUCGGACGUUCUUCGAUCAUUUUAAGGAAGAUGAUUUUCUAUGGAGGCUCUAUCUUGAACUUGAAGAUGAGGAUCCAACUGAAAGCGACAUGUGGAGUUCUACAACAUUCAUAUUUUGUUUCACUUAUGUUGAAAUGCAUCAUUCAGAUAGGGUGAAACUCCAUUUCGGAAUUCAACAAGACAUUCCUGGUCCACCUACAUGCAUGGAGAGGUACCACAAUAGUACAACGAACGACCAAUGA
Messenger RNA from Lathyrus sativus (Indian pea), 303 nucleotides. Lineage: Eukaryota; Viridiplantae; Streptophyta; Magnoliopsida; Fabales; Fabaceae. The record is from the annotation of a GenBank genome assembly.